CCGCUGACCCCGCUGUACCCGGCGGUGUUGGCUUCUGGCGUGGCCAGGUGCCGGCACAGUUAUUUACGACUGCGUGGUUGGACUGAGGUCGCAGGGCCAAAGAACUGCCAGGAUUCGCCGCCUCGCUCAGGUUAUUCCCAGGGUGAGCCCCCGGCCCCGCCAUCGGCAGGUUACCCCAGGCCUGGAGUCCGUAGGGUCUCUCUCCACAGCCGCGGACGGCUCCGCAUCGACUUCUCGCGAGGUUUCGGUGCCCCCCUCCCCCUCCCCGCUCCCUCGCAGCGCCGGUGCCCACGGCUCCCGCUAUGGCUGCACUGCGGAGGCUCCUGUGGCCGCCGCCCCGGCUGCCGCCGACGCUUUCUCCUCACCAGCCCUUUCUCGGGCCGUGGGGAAGGCCUGCGGGGCCGGCCCCGGGCCUUUCUGGACGGCCCUUCUCCUGUCAGGAGGAUGAGGAGGGGGCUGUGGCUGAGGCAGCUUGGCGGCGGCGGCGGCGCUGGGGAGAACUGAGCAUCGCAGCGGCAGCGGGCGGGGGUCUUGUCGGCCUCCUGUGCUACCAGCUGUAUGGGGACCUCAGAGGCGACUCCGCGCGGGUGCYGGCGCCCGGGCGCCCUUCCGAGAGCGCGGCCACAGAGCUCGAGGACCUGCCCCGAGGCCGGGGACUGCUUCCCAUCCCGGUGGCGGCUGCCAAGGAGACGGUUGCUGUUGGCAGAACAGAUAUUGAAGACUUAGAUCUCUACGCUACAUCUAGGGAAAGGCGAUUUCGUUUGUUUGCAUCUAUAGAAUGUGAAGGGCAGUUAUUCAUGACUCCAUAUGAUUUUAUUUUGGCUGUUACGACAGAUGAGCCCAAAUUUGCUAAAACAUGGAAGUCGCUAUCCAAACAGGAAUUAAAUCAAAUGCUUUCAGAAACACCACCAGUUUGGAAGGGAUCAUCAAAGCUAUUUCGAAAUCUUAAAGAAAGAGGUGUGAUUUCUUACACAGAAUAUCUUUUUCUUUUAUGUAUUUUAACAAAGCCACAUGCAGGUUUUAGAAUAGCUUUCAACAUGUUUGACACUGAUGGCAAUGAGAUGGUGGAUAAAAAGGAGUUUUUGGUGCUUCAAGAGAUAUUCAGGAAAAAAAAUGAAAAGAGAGAAACUAAAGGAGAUGAAGAAAAGCGUGCAAUGCUGCGUCUUCAACUUUAUGGAUACCAUUCUCCUACUAAUAGUGUACUGAAAACAGAUACUGAGGAACUUGUCUCCAGAAGCUAUUGGGAUACACUGAGACGUAACACAAGCCAAGCAUUGUUUUCAGAUCUCGCAGAGCGUGCUGAUGACAUCACAAGUUUAGUAGCAGAUACUACACUUCUUGUACACUUUUUUGGAAAGAAAGGAAAAGCUGAGCUGAACUUUGAAGAUUUUUAUAGAUUCAUGGAUAACCUUCAAACAGAAGUUCUAGAAAUAGAAUUCCUUUCCUACUCCAAUGGAAUGAAUACCAUCAGUGAAGAAGAUUUUGCUCAUAUUCUUCUACGAUAUACAAAUGUGGAAAAUACAUCAGUAUUUUUGGAAAAUGUGCGUUACAGUAUACCUGAAGAAAAGGGCAUCACAUUUGAUGAAUUCAGAUCAUUUUUCCAGUUUCUGAAUAACUUAGAAGACUUUGCAAUAGCCCUUAAUAUGUAUAACUUUGCAAGUCGCUCUAUAGGACAAGAUGAAUUUAAACGUGCUGUGUACGUAGCUACUGGACUCAAACUUUCACCACAUUUAGUGAAUACUGUCUUCAAGAUUUUUGAUGUUGACAAAGAUGAUCAAUUAAGUUAUAAAGAAUUUAUUGGGAUUAUGAAGGACAGACUCCAUAGAGGAUUCCGGGGCUAUAAAACAGUACAGAAGUAUUCCACUUUCAAAUCCUGCCUAAAAAAAGAACUUCAUAGCAGAUAAUAGAUAUUCCUAAAGCAAAUAUUAAUGGAUUACUGUUUAUCUGACAAAUGCAAGAAACAAAAUUUCUGAGAGUGGAAACAAGGCUGAAAUCAGAACAUGAAGAAAGGAAAGGUGAAAUGCUAUGGAAUUUAUAUAUUUUUCUUGAACUGAAUUCUUAAACAUAAAAGAGAUGAAAUGCAUCUUCUUCCUACAGAUGUUAUAUAUAAUCAAGUUGACCUUUUGACUUGAUUUAUUGAACUCUGCACUUUUUCAUUCCCUUCAGAAGUAUAUGCAUACUUCCACUGAUGAUAUAAUAAUAUAUUUAAAAUAUUUUUAUUUAUUAGGAAUUUUCCUUAUUUUAAAAUAAUUUAUGACUCAUAGA
Molecule: messenger RNA, 2265 nt
Organism: Urocitellus parryii (Arctic ground squirrel)
Lineage: Eukaryota; Metazoa; Chordata; Mammalia; Rodentia; Sciuridae
Gene: Micu3
Product: mitochondrial calcium uptake 3
Biological process (GO): mitochondrial calcium ion homeostasis; calcium import into the mitochondrion
Cellular component (GO): uniplex complex
Molecular function (GO): calcium ion binding
Source: RefSeq, a predicted model, not a curated record